Entrophospora candida is the source of this 471-nucleotide messenger RNA. The record is from the annotation of a GenBank genome assembly. Lineage: Eukaryota; Fungi; Glomeromycota; Glomeromycetes; Entrophosporales; Entrophosporaceae.
ACUGAUGAUUCUGGUGAUGAAUGGUUUAAUGAAAGCAUGUUUGAAGAAUUAGAUGAUGAUGCAUUUAAUAAAUUAAUUAGUGCAAGUAAAGAUAAAGAUGUUUGGAAAACAGAAGGAAGACCUCAAAUUUAUACUGGUUCUUCAUCAAGAACAUUUUAUAGAAAUAAGAGCAUUUUAAAAAAAGCAGCUGAAGGUACAGCUAGCAUUAAAUCUUUUUUCCAGGUUCAAAAUGCAGAACAAUCAAGCACAUCUAAUGUCAAACAAGAUAAUUUGAAUUUAGAAGAUGAAUCAAGUGAAGUCCCAUCUAACUUCAUUCAAGAGGAUUUUGAUGAAUUUAGUGAAGAGGAUUCAUCUAAUUUUACUUUAGAGCAGCUUGAGGAAGAAAUUAAAAAAAAUAAAAUUCAAGAUUAUAGAUUAAGAUAUGUUGCCCAAUAUUUGAGAUUAGUACAGAAUGGUGGUUCAAAAAUGGAA